This is a messenger RNA of Pelodiscus sinensis (Chinese soft-shelled turtle), 763 nucleotides long. It is a transcript of the gene GOLT1A, whose product is annotated as golgi transport 1A. Gene Ontology annotation, biological process: retrograde transport, endosome to Golgi; endoplasmic reticulum to Golgi vesicle-mediated transport. The record is from RefSeq and is a predicted model, not a curated record. Gene Ontology annotation, cellular component: endoplasmic reticulum; membrane. Lineage: Eukaryota; Metazoa; Chordata; Testudines; Trionychidae.
UGUGAGUCCGCCCCCGCCCGCCACACCCCUCCCUGCACACACCAGAUUUCCCGUCUCCAGGCACUUGCCAGGGAAGAUGGUGUCAAUCACAGACUUCCAGAAGAUCGGCGUGGGUCUUGUGGGCUUUGGCCUAUUUUUCAUCCUUUUUGGGGUGCUCUUGUACUUCGACUCGGUGCUGCUGGCCUUUGGAAACAUCCUGUUCCUUUCUGGCCUGGCCAUUAUCAUUGGCCUGCAAAGGACUUUCCGCUUCUUCUUCCAGAAGGAGAAGCUAAAGGGCACCAGCUUCUUCCUGGGAGGCAUUCUCAUUGUGCUCCUGAGAUGGCCUCUUCUGGGCAUGUUGCUGGAGACCUACGGCUUCAUCGCUCUUUUCAGGAAUUUUUUCCCAGUCGUCUUUGGAUUUCUAGGAACGGUGGGAAAUAUUCCACUACUGAGCAAGCUAUUCCAGAAACUAGGAGACACCAGCUCCCUGGUGUGACCUGGAAGAGUUGCCGACAGGACGUGGAGAUAGUCACCUGCUGUAAGCCCCUGGAUUGCUGGCCAGCUGGCUCUUAUUGCACAGACAGUAACUUGCCAUCACUCCAAGCCAAGAACCACUGGACUGGACACGCUCAUUGUUAUGUGACAGACACAGCUUGGAGCUAAGAGAUCCUGCUACUGAUUAACCCAGAAAGCGUUGCUAUCCAAUUGCUCCCAAUCAAAUAGACAUAACGGGUAUUCCCACCCUCUCAUGAGCUACGCUGGAAUGAAGGAGUCUCCCAAACUA